Ascochyta rabiei is the source of this 360-nucleotide messenger RNA. RefSeq lists its product as uncharacterized. NCBI's taxonomy places the organism in Eukaryota, Fungi, Ascomycota, Dothideomycetes, Pleosporales, Didymellaceae. Bases 1 to 360 code for a protein of 119 amino acids. The transcript has a single exon. The record is from RefSeq and is a predicted model, not a curated record.
AUGCCUGUCGAUCAUCGAGCUUCCUACUGCCCACUGCAACUCGACGAACCCGGGCCGCUGCAUCUUCGUCAUAACAAAUGUUUAUCCCGACGAUCACUACAUCACACAGCACACAUCAUACAUCACACAUCACACAUUGCACAUUACACAUUGCACAUCACGCAUUGCACAUCACGCAUUGCACAUCACGCACUGCACAUCACGCACUGCACAUCGCGCACUGCACAUCACGCAUUGCACAUCACGCAUUGCACAUCACACAUCGUUACAUCACAGGCUGGGGAAAUUUCAUUCCGGAGAAACAACAUCCUGAGGGCUGAAUGCUUGUCGAUCUGCGAUAAGCACCACGGGCCCUGUUGA